GGGAAGGGCUGAGAACAUAUUUAUCUCUCUGUCUCUCCACAAUCCUCUCAAAUCAUACCCUGCAUCUCACAACCACACUGCCCGCUUUCUCUCUCUCUCUCCCCUGUCUGCUAUUGUGUUGUCAUCAUGUUUUUCUUCCUCUGAACCUAAUCUUUUAUCACAACGGGAAUUGGCAUGCCAGCCCUUUAUAAACCCUCUCUUCCCACUCCUCUGGCAGUCCUAGCAAGGUCCAGUGUUUUCCUGUUUUCCUCAGGCCUGCCUGAGCUUCAGGGUUGGUGAGAGGAGAGGACGGUUCCUUCUCCCGGGGGCAAAGGCAGAUCUCAAGGUCUGAGUGUCCGGGUGGAUGGGGAGAGAGAGGCUUGGAUGAGAAGACUGUAAGGCUAACCUGUCUAAUAUGGAACACAACUUUGUACAAGCUUUGUAAGACAAGGAGGCUCCCUGGGUGCCUGGGCUGGAUGAGGGCUGCUGCUGAGUUUCUUAAUUACAAAGCCCAAAUUUUCUGAUACGCCUAAAAUCAUGACUCCUUCUAAGGCAGAGCAAGGGUCUACUUGGAGGGGAUCUUGCCUAGUUCAUGCACUAAUAUGUAAUAUCUUUUGAUAUGGAAAAGCCUUGACUUUCUAGAACCGAUAAACACUUUCUUCUCCUGAUUCCCUCACCUGUCCCAAACAUGCUAUUCAAAACCUGCCUCCUAAGCCAUGAACUGUGCAAGCAACUCCUGUCAGUUGCAUCCAGGGACCCUCUUACUCAGCAAGCACCUAGUUAUUUCAGCCCUAGGGUUUACCAAAAAAAGCUCUUCAAAGCACAAGCUGUGCGCAGCCGAGGCAGCACUCUCUACCUGAGUCAGCAGGCAGCCUGAGACAAGGCGCGCGGACCGCUGUGUGCUCACUCAGGCGUUCUCAGAAGACAUGAUUCCUGCAAACAGCCUCUGUGCUGCCCUGUGAACAGCAUCACUGCUGGGCAAAGCACCCAAGGCAGGGGAACAGUGAGGUGCUGAGGGAAAAGUGCAGGCUCCGGAGUGAAAGGGAUAUGAGUUCCUGAACCUAGAAGACUGGCGCUGCAUCCUAGGAUGGUGGAUGCUUCCUAUGAGAUGACUUCUCGACAUCUUCCUAAGUCCCAUUGUUGAGCUGUGUUGUGGGGGUGUCUUCUCUCUAUCAGUGUGUCACCAGUACUGAUGAAGCCCUCAUUGCUGCUCCUGUCUCACCUCUGCCUGUUCAGCCUCAUACCUCCCUCGUGGGCAUCAGACUCAGCACAAGGUGCCUCCAGCCUCACUUGUUGGUAUGACUCACGGGCGGCUCUCUUCUGCGACUGGGACCCAGGCAGGGACCUGACUGAAGCACCAUGCCAGCUGGAGAUUUUAUCAAAGAAAGGCUUUUGUGACAGCUUCCUGGAGUUAAAUCCCUCACCUGAAAAAUCCAAGAAGUACUGCGAAUUAUUCAAGACAGAGCAUAUGACAGGACUGAGGAGAUGCAUCAAAACCUUCAACCAAAAUGCUAAUAAUCAGUGCUUCACCGUUUCAGACCGUCUUCAUUUGUCUGUCCAUUGCCACACUGCAGAGAAUAAAACCAAAAUACCUGCCCAAAUAAAAAACUUCAAUCCAUUUGCAAAUAUAAAGCUGAGGCCUCCAGAAAACCUUCAGCUGGUUAACAUAACUGAAAACACUUCCAACCUAACAUGGAGCCUGACUAUUUCCUCUCACUAUUUGCAUGGCAUGCGGGAGUACCAAGUGCGGUACCGACACGUGGCUCAGUCCUGGGAGGAGGCUGCAAACUUGCCCAUUGAACAGGACCAGAUGUGGACAAAAUUUGAGAGACUCUCACCCAACUCGAAAUAUGAGGCAGCUGUCCGUGCAAGGCCAAGUGCCAGAAGCACCUACAAAGGCGUGUGGAGUGACUGGAGCAAGCCAGUCCUGUGGAGGACACACGCUGACCAUAAGGGAACAUCCCAGCCAGUCCUGCCAGUUCUGAUAGUGAGCACUUUUGUCUUCGUGAUCAUUGGGACUGCCUUCCUCAUUAACUUACGGACCCUGAAAUGGUUUAAGAAGAUCCUGAAGAUUCACAUCCCAGACCCUGAGAAGUUUUUUCCCCCACUUGUUUCGGUUCACGGAGGUGACAUUCAGAAAUGGCUCUCCUCCCCAUUCUCCACAUCUUCCUACUGUGUGAACAGCACAAUCCCAGAGAUCUCCAUGCUCGAGGUGAUGCAGAAGAAUGACCAGGAAUCCCAGUUUCAACUUUCCAAGGGAGCCCUGACUCCUGAUCCUCCCACGGAAACCAGUGGGCACUCUGGAUCCAGCUGCUUCACCAACCAAGGCUACUUCUUCUUCCACCUUUCCAACUCCUUUGAGAUCGAGCCCUGCCAGGUCUACUUCACCUACGAGCCUUUCACCCAGGAGGGCAGUGGCAGCAAGGAUGGUGAGUGUUACCAGGCUCUCCCCUCCCCAGACCUCUGCACACUGGAAGAGGACAUGAAUGUGUUGCCCAGCAACUUCUUCCACUGCAUCAAGGCAACCCCAGGCUUCCAAAAGAGCUCCUUGGUGGAAGAGACAGCAGGUGAAGCCCAGCAGGCCAUGGCUGUUCCGGGGGCUCUCCAGUCGAGUGAAAGCACCUCAACAACACCUGUUCUGGAACAGGAUGAGAAGGUGAUGGACAAAGCAGUUUCACAACCUGCUGAGUCCGUGUGCCAGCUGGACACUGACUUUCCUGACCAGCUGGACUUGCAGGACAGCGAUGCUGUCAGUGUAACGGAGGGGAGUGGGAAGGGGGGCCCUCCAGCUGACCCCUGCACACCAGCACCUAGUGCUGCCUCUUCCUUCUCCCAGCCUCCACCUCUAAUGCAAAGACAGGAUGAGGAUCCAUGCAAAGCAGCCUUCUCCAGCCAGGUCCCAAACACUGGUGCCUACCUUUCUCUGAGGGACCUCCAAGGCCAGUACAGCCAUUGCUCUGUCUAGGAUCUGCCUGGAGGAGACCCACAGAUGGGAAAGGCCACCUCAGCAGGGAAGGCUGGAUGGACAGUUUCUCUCCUCAGGACGUGAAUGUAACUUCAGCAUCAAUCCCAUUGGGACUGCUCACAAACGAGGCUGGAGAACACAGGCCAACAAGGACUUACCUUCAUAACCAAAUCUGUUUUUCUGUUAAUACUGGCACAGAAACUCCUCACACUUCUCAAGUGGCAUUCCAAACCUCGCCAGCUCAUUUUUCCCUUCCCAGCUCCCAGCAGGAGACUGUGCCAGCACUUCCAUGCUUUGCAUUUUGGUGUAAAACAGCACUCAGCUUUGAGUGAUGUGAUGUUUGAGGGAUGUGAUCUGUUUGCCUCAUACAGGCCUAAAACCCCCUAAUGGGAUGGAGAAAUGCCUGAAGAUGUGGAGAUGAGAUUUUGUACAGGGGACAAUAGCACUGCCAGACAGUGCUGGGGUUGAUGAGGAAAUGGAUGAAGACAUCUCCUCCUGGUUGACCAAGGGUGUUUUUUUUCUAUGAUGUCCCCACUUUAGGUUUUAAUCAGAGAUUACAUUCUAAACUAUUCAGUCCAGAUUUAGACUUCAGAGUCUAGACCUUUGAGUCUCUAAGGUCGGCUCAGAGCCAGAGUUGCAUCAGCUGUCUAAGCAGUGCAGUGUAAAAAACGAAAUCCCCAUUAUUGGGUUAAAAAUACUGGGGAAAUCCCCUCCCUCUCUUUCCUCCAGCUCUGAUGGUGGCAGUAAAAAGAACUCACACAGUUUCCCAUUCUUGCUACAAUAUUUUUCAUGAAAUCGAAAGCCUUUCUGCCCUGCUGGCAAACUACAGUUAUUUGACUAUGAUAAGCGGAUUGCAGAAUAGUUCAUCCCACAUCCUGUAUAAGUGGAAAACAUCACAGCAGUGCUGCCCAUUCCUUCCACUGCUCAAGGGAAACAAUUGCCUAAUUAGCAGCAAAGAUGUGGUGAAUGAGCCCAGAAAACUAACCCACAAAUCAGCACCUUUACUGAAAAGAAAACCUCAAUCCUCUUGCAAAGAAUGGGGAUAGCACAGACUUCAUUUUUAUUCUUCCUCUACAUGCCCUGAUCUGGAUAAAGAAAAAGCCACAGAAGAAAAGUUGUAAGGCAAAGGAAGAUCCCUGCAUUCACCAUUUGUACCAUCUGUCCAUUUUCUUGCCAUAUUUCUGGACUUUUCAGCAGUGGGAAAAUACCAGCCUUGUGCUAAGAUUUCUUCAUAUCUUGUAAAAACUCUUCUAAGAGAAUUUAUACCAAAAAGCUCAAGGAUAUUGAACUUGUUAAUGCUUCUGUCACGACUGUGUCAACUAGAACUAAUUCUUUCCUGUCUCUGUCUGUCCAAGCAUUGAGAUUCCUGCUCCUACACUGUUACCUGACCUUGCAGUAUGCAUCCUGAAUGUCAUGAUGAGUCCCAGGUGCAGGGUCACCCACUGGCUUGGAUUUCACCACAAAAGAGCUGCUCAAAGGGGUUGAGCCUACCU
Cyanistes caeruleus (blue tit) is the source of this 4437-nucleotide messenger RNA. The record is from RefSeq and is a predicted model, not a curated record. Lineage: Eukaryota; Metazoa; Chordata; Aves; Passeriformes; Paridae.